GGUAGAUAUAUAGAUGAAGGGUGUCGGGACUGUCAUUCAAUCCCAGACUUCACAACAUGGAACUUUACGCGGUCCUCUCAAUCGUUGCUCUUGCCGCCAUUCAGGGCGUGGCCGGCUCCGGUGACUGUCUGACGGACGCCUACUGUACGAGUGGUCAGUGCUGCUUCCGUGGCGGGUGGCGGUCAUCCACAGGAGUCUGUCUUUUGCGGCAACUCUUCACACAGUACUGCAAUAGCCCACCUAAACCCUGCACAAGCCAGGCGCAGUGUGGAGCUCACGAAUGCUGUAAGGAGACUUCUCCAGGAAGUGUGGCAGGAGUGUGCGCACCUCACGGCCUCGAGAAAAGCAAUUGCAGCUUGACCUCGAACCCCAACAACCCCCUCGUCGCCAUGUGUUCUUGCGAAAUGGGCUUCACGUGCAAACUGCGCCCUGACACACCCAACUCAAAUGAAGGAACGUGCGUGUCUCCAUUGACUCACGGAUGUCGCUCUCACAGUGAUUGCCCCAAGAAGAAGUGCUGUACCACAUUCGGCGACCAUUCCGUCUGUACCACGCCCUCCGGCACUUAUGGAAGGUGCCCGACACAGAGACUGUUGUCGACCAUUAUACACCCCAUCCUGUAAUAAACCAUGCACAUCACAC
Messenger RNA from Haliotis rufescens (red abalone), 642 nucleotides. RefSeq lists its product as uncharacterized. The record is from RefSeq and is a predicted model, not a curated record. The transcript is spliced from 6 exons. Bases 57 to 623 code for a protein of 188 amino acids. NCBI's taxonomy places the organism in Eukaryota, Metazoa, Mollusca, Gastropoda, Lepetellida, Haliotidae.